Messenger RNA from Thunnus maccoyii (southern bluefin tuna), 6275 nucleotides. It is a transcript of the gene arhgap23a, whose product is annotated as Rho GTPase activating protein 23a. Gene Ontology annotation, biological process: signal transduction. Gene Ontology annotation, molecular function: protein binding. The coding region runs from base 389 to 5674 and encodes 1761 amino acids. The transcript has 24 exons. The record is from RefSeq and is a predicted model, not a curated record. NCBI's taxonomy places the organism in Eukaryota, Metazoa, Chordata, Actinopteri, Scombriformes, Scombridae.
CGGAGAGCGGGAGUCUCUUCCCUCCGUGUGGUUAUCAAGAAGAUAGGUGAGGAUCCCACACACGCCCUGUUCGCCCUCCAGCCUCCACCCAGAGCAGCGGCAGAAGAAGAGAGGACAGAGAAAAGGACAAGAGAGGAGUGUUUGACUGGAUGUAUCAGCCUGUCACACUCAGAGACACAAGGAGAGACAGUGUCAUGCCUCUGUUGAGAGGCGCAGCAGCAGCAGCAGCAGCAGCAGUCGGCUGCCAGGCUGCCUCGCCUGUGUGAGGAGGGCAGGAUCGGAUUGCUGUUGGGAAUACUGAACAAGGAAAAGAAAAGAAACAAGAGAGGCAGCCGGCGAUCUCGUGCCAUGACUGGGAACAGGAGGAGGGAGGAGGCUCGCUGAAAUCAUGGACCAGGCUAAGGGGCGGAGGGAUGGUCUCUCUUCAGCCGGUGACAACCCUCGGCCGCCGAUGGCGGCCAGGCCGGGAAGGGAGGGAGGCGGCAUGGGCUGGAAGGGUCCCCGGACGCUGGUUCUCCAUAAGAACUCCCAGGGUUUUGGUUUCACGCUACGCCACUUCAUUGUUUACCCUCCAGAGUCCGCCCUGCACACCAACCUCAAGGAUGAGGAGAACGGUAACGGAAAGGGGUAUCAGAAAGGUCGACUGGAGCCGAUGGACACCAUAUUUGUCAAGAAUGUGAGAGAAAAAGGUCCGGCCCACCAGGCAGGCUUGUGCACAGGGGACCGGCUGGUGAAAGUGAAUGGAGAAAGUGUUUUAGGAAAGACGUACUCCCAGGUGAUCGCCCUCAUUCAAAACAGUGAGAGUGUGCUGGAACUCUCCAUUAUGCCAAAAGAUGAAGAUGUGCUUCAGUUGGUAAGUGCAUACUCCCAGGAUGCCUACUUGACGGGCAACGAACCCUUCUCAGGGGGAGCUGAGAACCUCCCGCCGCCGCCUCCCCUCUGUUACCCUCGCACCAAGACCACGUCCCCUGCUGGAGCCCCUCCGUCUGCCGCCAUGGGCCAGAAUCAGCUGGAUAACUGGAGUCGCUGGGCAGGUUCUUCCAGUCCUUCUUCACCUUUGGACAACCGCUCUGCAGUGGGCAGCCCAGCCAGCUGGCAGGAGGGGCGGGCAGGAGAGCCAGGUGGUGUGGGUCACAGCAGCCCUGCCCACCGCACAGAGGAGAUCCAGUACGGUAUGACCAGCCAGCAGCCUCAGGGCCAGACCAGGGGGCGCUCCUACUCUUCCUCUUCCUCGUCAGGAGGCCCUUUGUCCAGCCCGCUGCAAGUCCACUACCCCAACCACCAUGCUGCCAGCUCCUCACAGGCCCAGCCACGCAAGUCCAGCUCUGCCUGGACCAGUCCCCCCCUGCCCCAGCUCAGCCACGGCCGCAGUGAGCGCUGCCAGCAGGCCCUCUCUGACUGGUACUACAGCCAGCUGCCUGAGCGCUCAGGACGCAGCAUGCAGACCCGCCACCGCAGCUACUCUCAGGACCGGCUCAGUGAGACAAGGAGGCAGCAGCAGCGGGCAGGCUGGCCACACAGCGCCUCACAGGACACCCUGCUGUUACUACAGCAGUCAGGACCAGGGCCACAAGGAGAUCCCUACUGGUCAUAUGGAGACUGGGAGGGGGGCCCAGGUAGGGGCCAUCCUGCCUCUAACUAUACCCGAACUCGCUCUGAAAACCUGCUGGCCCAGUACGAUCGCCACGGCCGCUCAUUAGAGAUGCUGGACCGAGCAGCAGCUGGACUGGUCUCGCCUCGGUUUGAGAGGCCCUCAUGGCACCAGCAGGCUCCCCAGCCACCCCCCAGAACUGACGCCUAUUCGAGGCAGGGGAGCCAUUACGGUGCUUCACAAGCUCCUCCGAUGUCCCGACACUCACAGUCACAUUCUAAACACCACCCCCAGACCCACACCCAGUCCCACUCCCAGCCCCAGCAGGCCGCCCCUCAGAGCAGGCGACUUCCUCCCGGGCAAAGCAUGGACGACCAGCCGGUGGGCUACCGCAGCUACAGCCCGUCUUUUUACCGUAAGACAGGCCGCAUCAUGCAGCAAGCACACUCUUUCAGGGACCCUUCGUAUUCUGGCCCCCACUUGAACUGGAACCCAGCCCCUAAAACCAGCCCACCAGAGGGCACCCCAGCACCUCUCAGCUCCUCAACCGCAUCCCCGCUGGCCUCCACCACACCCGAAUCCCAGGACAGAGCGUACAGGCCUACGAACCACGAGAGGGAACGGGGGUCAGUGGAGGGGCAGUCAGAGGUGUUGGCACAGACCCAGGAAGUGGUAAUGAGACAGAAACCUCCCACCGGGCGGAGGAACGCCCAUGGCAUGCGUCAUCCCCACUAUGCGUUGCCCAUGGACGGGCUAGAACCCUCAUUGUUUUCCCCAGAUCCCCAGGACUCAGCCCCCACCCUGGGCUCCUCAGGAGACAGAGCCCCACAUAAAACAAACGGCAACCUCGCCCCCCUCCCUAUAGAGGAUGACUCCCUGGCCUCCAUCCCCUACAUAGAUGAGCCGACCAGCCCCGGCGCUGAUUUGCGUGCCCGCCAUGUGCCGGCGUCCUCCGUGGUGUCCAGCGGCAUGAGUUCGGCGCCUGCCGUGGUCACCAGCCCCGCCUCCCCCACCUUCACCUUCCCCCUCACUAGGCUCUUCUCACACGACUGCAGCAGUAUUAAAUCCAGUCGCCGUUCCUCCUAUCUUCUAGCCAUCACCACAGAGCGCUCCAAGUCAUGUGACGAAGGACUCAACACGUUCAGAGAGGAAGGGCGAGUCUUCUCGAGGCUACCAAAGAGAGUGAAGAGUUUCUUCACAGAUGGGUCUCUGGACAACAUUGGGACAGCAGAGGAGGUUCGCUCCAAACGCCACUCCACCUCAGAGCUGGGAAACAUCACUUACAGCGAUGUACGGCGAGAAGGAUGGCUGCACUUCAAGCAAAUCCUCACAGAAAAGGGCAAGAAGGUGGGCAGCGGCAUGCGUCCAUGGAAGCGAGUCUUUUCAGUGCUUCGCUCCCAUUCACUGUUCCUCUACAAGGACAAGAGGGAGGCGGUGCUUCGAGGGGCCACCAUUGGAGGGGGGGCUGAGGACGAGCAGCCGAUCAGCAUCCGGGGCUGCCUGGUGGACAUUGCUUACAGUGAGACCAAGCGCAAGCACGCCCUGCGGCUGACCACCCAGGACUUCUGUGAGUACCUGCUGCAGGCGGAGGACCGGGAGGACAUGCUGGACUGGAUAAAGGUCAUCAGGGAGAACAGCAAGACGGACAACGAGGAGCUCGGCUUUUCCAGACAGGCACUCAUAAAUAAGAAGCUGAAUGAUUACAGGAAACAAAGUCCAACAGGUAGUAAGCCCGACUCCUCUCCCAGGAUGCCCCGCAUGAAGCCUCCCUUCCUGCUCGCCAAGACAGAGAACGCUGCCGGAGCGCCACGCUCCCCCAAACCAGACGGCAAAGAUGAGAGCAGCCCUCCAAAGUCUCCGUGGGGAAUUAACAUCAUGAAGAAGACAAAGAAAGCCGGGCCUAAAGCUUUCGGUGUGAGGUUGGAGGAAUGUCAACCGGGUGCUAAUAAUAAGUUCAUCCCGAUGAUCGUGGAGAUCUGCUGUGGUCUGGUGGAGGAGAUGGGUCUGGAAUACACCGGGAUCUACCGGGUGCCAGGGAACAACGCCAUGGUGUCGAUGCUUCAGGACCAGCUCAACAAGGGAGUCGACAUCAACCCUGCAGAGGAGAAAUGGCAGGACCUCAACGUUGUCAGCAGCUUACUCAAAUCCUUUUUCCGGAAACUUCCAGAGCCGCUUUUCACCAACGACAAAUACAAUGACUUCAUUGACGCCAAUCGGAUGGAAAGUGCAUCAGACAGACUAAAGACUAUGAAGAAACUGAUUCGAGACCUUCCAGAUUAUUAUUACCACACUCUGAAGUUCUUGGUUUGUCACCUGAAGACUGUAGCAGAUAACUCAGAUAAAAACAAGAUGGAGCCUCGUAACCUGGCUCUGGUGUUUGGGCCGACUUUGGUUCGGACGUCCGAAGACAACAUGAAAGACAUGGUCACACACAUGCCCGACCGCUACAAGAUAGUAGAAACGCUAAUCCAACAUUACAUCUGGUUUUUCAAUGAAGAGCCAGACAAGGAUGAAAAGACGCCGGUGGACACGGAGGAUGUGCAGCCCGCCCCCAACAUCGACCACCUGCUGUCCAACAUCGGCAGGACCGCUCUGCUCGGGGAGGCCUCAGACUCAACCAACAGUGACUCAGCGAAAUCAAAGGGGUCAUGGGGGUCAAAGAAAGACCUCACAGCGAAGGACUUCCUGACUCUGUCCAUCAUGUCAGCUGUGACGGGCCGCAAACGUAGGAAACGCCAUAAUGGCCGCCGUGUGGGCAGCAGCACCGACGACGACUCAGAGCACGAGCCAAUCAAAGCCGGACAUCUAGGGGCAGAGGAGGAAGAGGAGGCAGAGUCACCUGUAGGAGACACUGCUCCUCGAGCAGAGGGAGAGGAGGAUGACGAUGAAGAAGAAGAAGAGGAAGAGGAGGAGGAAGAUGAGGAAGUUGUAGAAAGCCGAGUGAAAGAGGAGGUAGAAGAAGAGGUGGUGGCGGUUAUUCCCAGUCGGUCAUGCUGUAAAGAGGAAGAGGAGGCAGGAGGAAGUCAGGCAGCCAUGCUGCUGCAAGAGGAAGAGGCGCGGGCGGAGGUGAAGGGGCCGCCGUGGCGAGCUCCGGAGGAUGCACGCUCUAUCGUUUCUGGUUACUCCACCCUCUCCACGUUGGGGCGGAGCCUGGGGUCAGAGGGGAGGGGGGACGACGCCGAUGACGAGCACAGCGAGCUGGUGAGCGAGACGGACAAUGAGAGCGGCUUCGCCUCACGCUCCCUCACUCAGGAAAGACCCGACAAACACCCACCGAUACCUGUGAACACACAACCGCCAGCAGCCCCGCGCAGCUUUCUCUACACACACUACAAACCCCCCGUUCUCUCACCCACGAACCUCCUCGCCCCGCCCACACCCCUCACACACACACCAGACUCCGCGGAGAGGAGUGAAGGAGGGGCGCGAUCCACCACGCCCUCGUCAUCCUCCUUCUCCUCCUCCUCCACUACUCACAGACUGCACUCGCGGCCUUCCUUCAACUCCCACAAGCUGAUCCAGUGUGACACUCUGGCCAGGAAGAAGCUGAAGGGGGAGAAGGCCAAGGCUCGCUCCCUGGACCUGUUGGAGCUGUCUGAGACCGCGGCUCAGGGAGACAGGGCCGGGCCAGAGGACGCACCCAGAACGAGGAGGGAGACCUCCAGAACCAACCCCUCCUCAGGCAGCAGCCAGGAGAGUCUUCGUCUGUCCCGGCCCAAGCCAGCCCUGCCUCCCAGCGAGGCCGCCUCCUUCACCCCGACCGGCCCGGGCGGCAGGUCUUUGGCGGAGCAGGUCCGCGCCCGACUGCUGGGCUCGGCCGACGACCUGCGCAGCGUGGGACUGAGAAAACCGCUGUCGCCCGAGACGCGGAGGAAGAGACGUGCCUGGCGCAGACACACCGUGGUGGCCUCCCCGACUGAGGCGUCCGAAAAGAGACCCCCAAUGACUGUCAAUGACUUCCCCCUUUCUCCCAACACUCAAAACCAGGUCAAAACACCAGGGCUGCCUCGGGAUGCGGACGGGCACGAACAAGGACCGGCUACGCACCAAGCACCCACCUCAAGAUUUCACCAGUACCUGUGAGCCCUGCCAGCUGACCCCACCAUCCACUCCAAAGCUGAUUCUGAAGGGGGUCCAGGCCGAGCUGCUGACUCCCUGCAGGUCAGUAGACUGGCAGCAGUGUGAACACGGUUGUGGUUAGUUGCUUUAAGAGCAGCCACCCUUUUUCUUUUUGAUAAGCUCCAUUUGCAUGGCAAGGGGCAUUCCAGUGUUGCCAAAGCUUUUGUUUUUUUUUGUUUUUUUUUUCCUAUAUGUGUGCUUUUUUUUUUUUUUUUUUUUUAGAAAUAAUACAGAAACAGAACAGAGACACACACACACACACACAGAGACCUCAUCAAAAUCGAUGUUUCAGCCAAGAAUUCUCAUUUGAGUAAUAAACGAGCAUCCUUCCUUCCCGUCUUCUCUUCCUUCCCGCCUGGCUCACAGACAACGACAUAAAUUAAAGGGUUUAUUUAUCCCUUCAAGUAACCGGAGAAGGUUACUAAACAAACGCAACCUUCCUCUGGUUCUUGAGAGAAUGGUGCUUCUUAUCAAAGUGGGGUUUAACAUGAGCUAUUAUAGAAUAUCUCUCAAACCUACUUCAGUGAGCCAGAAGAGGGAAUACACACACACACACACAUAUAUA